Molecule: messenger RNA, 3907 nt
Organism: Numida meleagris (helmeted guineafowl)
Lineage: Eukaryota; Metazoa; Chordata; Aves; Galliformes; Numididae
Gene: WNT5A
Product: Wnt family member 5A
Exons: 5
Coding region: 386-1483 (365 amino acids)
Biological process (GO): multicellular organism development; cell fate commitment; neuron differentiation
Cellular component (GO): extracellular region
Molecular function (GO): frizzled binding; cytokine activity
Source: RefSeq, a predicted model, not a curated record
CCGCGUGAGGACGCAGACGGAUCCGCGGGACCUGUCGGGGGAGCGCUGGUCUCCCGGGCCGGCAGCCUGCUCGCUGCUCGGGGCUGCGGGCACCGACCCGACCCGGCGCCGCCGUCGGGGCUGUCACGGCGCUGCCAGCGCCGAGCUCGGGGAGCGGAGGCUGCGGCGGGAUGGCUUAGGGGUGCGGGCAGCGCCUUCCCCGGCCGGCGGGGGAGGGCCGGGCCCGGCACUCCCGUCCCGCUCGGGCUCUCUUUGCAAACCUGAAGCCGCUUUUCGCCUGCCGGGAGCGCUCCGUGUCCGCGGUGCUUUCUCCGGAGCGGGGAGCAAUGGGAAAUCCACUGCAGUAUUAAUCCAAGGAGGUGCUCUGGGGACAGUUGGCAGCACAAUGGCUUCUCAGUACCUCGUAGUGGCUCUGGCCAUCUUCUCCUCUUGUACCCAGGUUGUAAUAGAAGCCAGCUCUUGGUGGUCUUUAGGGAUGAACCCUAUGAACCCCAUGAACCCUGUGCAGAUGUCAGAGGUAUAUAUAAUAGGAGCCCAGCCACUAUGUAGCCAGCUAGCAGGGCUUUCCCAAGGACAGAAGAAACUCUGCCAGUUGUAUCAGGACCAUAUGCAGUUCAUUGGAGAGGGUGCAAAGACCGGCAUUAAGGAAUGCCAGUAUCAGUUCAGACAUAGAAGAUGGAAUUGCAGCACUGUGGACAACAACUCUGUUUUUGGCAGAGUCAUGCAGAUAGGCAGCCGGGAGACGGCAUUCACCUACGCAGUGAGCGCAGCCGGGGUGGUCAACGCCAUGAGCCGGGCGUGCCGGGAGGGCGAGCUCUCCUCCUGUGGCUGUAGCCGGGCUGCGCGGCCCAAGGACCUGCCCCGGGACUGGCUGUGGGGCGGCUGCGGGGACAACAUCGAGUACGGAUACCGCUUUGCCAAGGAGUUUGUUGAUGCCCGGGAACGGGAGAGAGUUUACCAGAGAGGCUCCUAUGAGAGCGCCCGGAUCAUGAUGAACCUACACAACAAUGAGGCCGGGAGGAGAACUGUGUACAACCUGGCUGACGUGGCCUGUAAGUGCCACGGCGUCUCUGGUUCCUGUAGCCUGAAGACCUGUUGGCUUCAGCUUGCCGAUUUCCGCAAGGUAGGCGAUGCCCUGAAGGAGAAAUACGAUAGUGCCGCUGCCAUGAAACUCAACAGCCGGGGCAAGCUGGUGCAGAUGAACAGCCGCUUCAACGCACCCACCAUCCACGACCUGAUCUACAUCGAUCCCAGCCCCGACUACUGCAUGCGCAACGAGAGCACCGGGUCCCUGGGCACCCAGGGCCGUCUUUGCAAUAAGACCUCAGAGGGCAUGGACGGCUGCGAACUGAUGUGCUGCGGCCGGGGGUACGACCAGUUCAAGACGGUGCAGCGAGAGCGCUGCCACUGCAAGUUCCACUGGUGCUGCUACGUGAAAUGCAAGUUGUGCACAGAGAUCGUGGACCAGUUUGUGUGCAAAUAGGAGACGGACGAGGUGGGAGGAACUGCGGCCACCUGCCUGCGAGGGGUGUGGGCCCCUCGCCCCUUCCACAGGACUAUCUCCGCUUUAUUUAUAGAGUCCAAUGAGUUGUUGUCUUCUUUUAAGAAAAAAAAAAAAGAAAAAAAAAAAAGGGCGGGGGGAAAGAAAAAGGAAAAAAAAAGAAAAAAAAAGAAAAGAAAAAUAUAAAGAUUGCAAAGAGAAGUGCCUGGAAACCUCUCUAUGUCCAUCCCAGAACUGUGUGCGUCUUUUAUUUUUGGCAAUAUUGGGGGAGAACCUGAGAAUAUUUAUUUUACAAAGUAAAAAAAAAAAAAUACUUUUGAAAACAAUAGAGUAGCUCGAGAGGAAAAUCCAACUUAUCCUAAUUUAGUCCCGUGGGACAUAAUAACAUGUGCAGUAGGCAGAGCAACCAUAUAACGUGCUUGGGAUGUUAGAACCAUCCCUAUGGAUUGAGGAACGCACAGACCUGUCCGUGACUUCUGGUUCCAGAUGCCAGAAGUUGUCAGAAUAGGGUAUAGAAAGCUGUUCAGUACAACUGGGGCUCUGUAAAUAAGGGGUGGUAUAUUCAUCACAAAGUGCAGUGUCAGUUGCAUAUCUGAAUGCGCUCGCCAAAGUACGCGAUGUCACUGGAGGGUAAAGAGCAAAGAAUCAUAAAGGCUUCAACUGCGCUAUUCUUGAGUCAUUGAAUUUGGUUCCAGAACCUAACGAGACCAAAAAAAAAAAAAAAAAAAAAAGACACACAAAAAAAAUCUGCCUUGAUGAACAGCAAAAUAUUCCCCAAAGGAGAAAUUGACCUUAUUAGCUAAUUGUGGUGUUGGAUAUCUCAUCUCACAGGGCGGCGUGUCGAGAGCCAAUGCGUUGCCGGCUGCGCGGGGUACGGCAGCCCGGUGGGAGGGCGGCUGCGUGCUCGCAGGCUGGGAAGCUCCAAGCUUGCCGAGCUGCAGUCUCCCAGCCUGGAAAGCCCUUUGAAAACAGAAUUCCUCAAAUUUGAAAAUGCCUUAAAAAUGGUGUAAUAGCUGGCUAUCUUUCGAAACACAGCUUGACAAAGAACUCCUCUAAUUUUAUGAGAGAAAAUAAAUCAUUAGAUAUCCACUCUUGGAAUGAUUGAUUUUUAUUAUUUUGUUGCAGAUUUUGGGAACGCUUUCACUCGGGGAGACAGUAGUUUCAUACUUUAAUAACACUAACCGGCUAUUAUAGUUCAAGGAGAUGUUGCAGCAAUACCAAAUUUAUCAUCCUAUGUCUUUAAUACACAUGCUUUAGAUAAUAUAUUGCAGAUAUACACUACAACUGUUCAGACUAUACUUGAGCAGUUACAUAUAUAUGGGAAAAUUGUGGUCUGCUGGUGUCUGAUAUUUCAAAGCUUUUUGUACGUAUGUAUUUUAAUGAUUUAAGACAAAAUAAAACUUCAAAUUACAGGGGCGGUUCAUCCCCCAUUUUCUUUUUCAGAUCUCUUCAGGUUGGUCGAUGAUUCUAACCUUUUUGGUGUUAAAAAAAAAAAAUUAUUAUUAUUAUUUUUGAAGAGCUUUUAUAAUUCAAAGAAGUAAGCCUCUUCCCGGCCUCGGGAUGCUCCCAGGCUGUUGCUAGAGGCAGCACCCUGCACUUGAAUUGAUAUUGGUCUGCUGAUUAUUUCUCUUCCGCUUCCACUUCAGGGGCAUUAUUGAUCGUUACUGAAAGGAAACAUCUUAAAACUCUAAAAUGUGCUGCAUUUGGCCCUUGGUUUUUAGUUUUGAAAUGGGAAUUAUUUGAUGAACGAUCCGCGUUCCCCCUGGUGCUGUGUGUUUACACAGGGUUUCCUCAUUGGUUCAGAUGCCUCUUUCCAGCUCAGUCCCACGCAAGAAGUUCAAGAAAUUGGUUUUGCAGAUACCAAGUGAGGAAAAUCUUUCACUUUAGCCUAGUUGUACUAAAGCCUUAACUUUUCACGAGCCUAUAAGCUGUAUCAUUAAGUUCAUCUUGAUCAUUUAUCAGCUUCUUAAAUGGCGCUUUAUUGCUCUUAAUUUAUUGUACGAGGACAUAUUUACCCCUCAUCUUCAGAUGUUUGCAAAGACUAUCUUUAAAGUAAGAUAAAUAAAUAAAGCACUAAUUCAUUGAAUAUGUCACUUUUGGUUUUCAUUAUACAAAAACGAUGAUCAUUUUUUUCAUUUGCUGAGUCACCUCUUAUUCCUUUUUAUUGACUUCUGUCCGAGCAGAACUGAAUCUCGUGAUCCUAGCUAUUAAAACACUAUUUAAUGUAAAAUAUUUUACUUGUCAUUCAGAUAUGUAAAUCUUCUAUGUCCUUUCCUCUGUUCUGUACAUUUAAUGUACAUAUUUCUGUCUCGCGUGAUUUGUAUAUUUCACUGGUUUUUUUAAAAAAGAAAGGAUUAUGCCAUAAUGGAAGAUAGACUAUAAAAAUAAAACUUUGGUUGUAUAUUG